Molecule: messenger RNA, 2338 nt
Organism: Aphidius gifuensis
Lineage: Eukaryota; Metazoa; Arthropoda; Insecta; Hymenoptera; Braconidae
Product: glucose dehydrogenase [FAD, quinone]
Exons: 5
Coding region: 311-2173 (620 amino acids)
Molecular function (GO): flavin adenine dinucleotide binding; oxidoreductase activity, acting on CH-OH group of donors
Source: RefSeq, a predicted model, not a curated record
UGAUACGUGGAUGGAUCCACGAUAUAACCAGUGACUAAUAUAAUUACUUAAUCGAUUGAAAGUUUUAUAUAUACAAAUAUAAAUGACAAUUUAUAUUCAAUAAGCAUUUUUAAAAAUAGCGGUUAACUGAGCACUCCAUACUCAAAAUACUGUCCUCAUAUAUGCAUCAAUAUUAUUGUAGGGAUUUGUGAAGACAUCACUGUGUAUUUAGUCCAGUUGAUUGUCAAUUCUCGUGGAAGACGAUCAACUAUUUUCGAGUGUAGUAGUUAUAUAUUAAAUUCAUCAAAAUAAUCAAAUAAAUUGAGGUACCAUGGGUGUUGAAUCGACAAUUGCAAAUGCCCUUGGUAGUGCGUCUGGUAGUUUGGGAUGGUUUUUUCCAGCAUUGGCAAUGGCCCUGGCAUAUUUUCAGUAUGACAUUAUGGAUAAAGAAUCACAACCAAUUGACAUGCCUUCAGAGCUAUUACAUCCAACAUAUGAUUUUAUUGUUGUUGGUGCUGGUUCAGCAGGAGCUGUUGUUGCAAGUAGAUUAUCAGAAAUUGGAAAUUGGAAUGUAUUAUUACUGGAAGCUGGAGGUGAUGAAACGGAAAUAUCUGAUGUUCCAUUGUUAGCUGGAUAUUUGCAGCUAACAAAACUUGAUUGGAAAUAUAAAACUGAGCCUCAAGGAGAUGCAUGUCUAGCAAUGGAAGGAGCUCGUUGUAAUUGGCCACGAGGAAAAGUAUUAGGUGGAUCUAGUGUAUUAAAUUACAUGCUUUAUUUACGUGGAAAUAGAAGAGAUUAUGAUAUUUGGGAACAACAAGGUAAUCCAGGAUGGAGUUCAAAAGAUGCUUUGUAUUAUUUUAAAAAAUCAGAAGACAAUCAAAAUCCAUAUUUGACAAAUACAAUUUAUCAUUCAUCUGGUGGAUAUCUUACAGUACAAGAAGCACCAUGGAGAACACCAUUGGCUACGGCAUUUGUUGAAGCAGGUCAAGAAAUGGGCUAUGAAAUUCGUGAUAUUAAUGGUGCCUAUCAAUCUGGUUUCAUGAUUGCUCAAGGUACAGUACGUGGUGGAAGUCGUUGUUCAACAUCAAAAGCUUUUCUUCGUCCAGCAAGAUUACGUCAAAAUCUUCAUGUAGCAUUAAAUGCACAAGUAACAAAAAUAUUAAUUGAUCCAAUAACUAAAAGAGCAUAUGGCAUUGAAAUGAUACGUCAAGAUAAAAUGUAUCGUAUUAGAGCUAGAAAAGAAGUUAUAUUAUCUGGUGGAUCAGUUAAUUCACCACAGCUAUUAAUGUUAUCUGGUAUUGGACCAAAAGAACAUCUUAAACAACAUGGUAUACCAGUUAUUGUUGAUUCAGCUGUUGGUGAAAAUUUACAAGAUCAUGUUGGUCUUGGUGGUUUAACAUUUAUGGUUAAUCAACCAAUAUCAAUGGUAGAAAGUCGUCUUCAUAGUGUAUCAGCAGUUAUGCGUUAUGCUGUAUUUGGUGAUGGACCAUUAACUGUACUUGGUGGUGUUGAAGGAUUAGCAUUUGUUAAUACAAAAUAUGUUAAUGCAUCUGAUGAUUUUCCAGAUAUUGAAUUACAUUUUAUAUCUGGUUCAACAAAUUCAGAUGGUGGAAGACAAAUAAGAAAAGUACAUGGAUUAACACAAAAAUUUUAUGACAGUGUAUUUGGACCAAUUAAUAAUAAAGAUAGUUGGAGUGUUAUACCAAUGCUUUUACGACCAAAAAGUAAAGGUCUCAUUAGAUUAAGAAGUAAAAAUCCAUUUGAACCACCAUUAAUAUAUCCAAAUUAUUUUAAAGAACCAGAAGAUAUUGCAACAUUAAUUGAAGGUGUUAAAAUAAGUGUUGCAUUAAGUAGAACAGCAUCAUUUAAAAAAUAUGGAAGUGAAUUAAAUCCAUCACCAUUUCCAGGAUGUAAACAUAUUUCUUUAUAUACAGAUUUAUAUUGGGAAUGUAUGAUUAGACAUUAUUCAGCAACAAUUUAUCAUCCAGUUGGUACAUGUAAAAUGGGACCAAGUUGGGAUCCAGAAGCUGUUGUUGAUCCACAAUUGCGAGUUUAUGGUGUCAAUGGUUUACGUGUUAUUGAUGGAUCAAUAAUGCCAAAUUUAGUAUCAGGUAAUACUAAUGCUCCAAUUAUUAUGAUUGGAGAAAAAGGCUCAGACAUGAUUAAAGAAUUUUGGUUAAAACAAAAUGCAUAAUUUUAUUUUUUUAACCAAAUAUUAUUUUGACGUUGAUCGUCUGAUAUUUUUUUAAUUAAUAAUCAUGUAUAAUGUAUCCACUAAAUGGACAAACUAAAUUAAUUUUUUUUUUAUACAAAAUAGACUGAAACUUAAAUAUAAUUAUAUAUUGUACAUUGUAUACGU